GCCACCAAACGGUCUGAGCGCGUGGCGGUACUUGAGAACGCAGCAGGCGAGGCGGCGGAGCGGGCGAAUAGGCUGAGCGAUCUUAGGAGUGGCAGGAGCAACGAGGAGCGACCCUCACUUUUGGCCCUUCUCAUAAGGAUGGCAAUGCUACUGUUUCGUGUCUGGGCCCUGCUGGCUUUGAUCCUUUGCCCAGGAGCCACAGAAGAGCUAUUUGAGGUUUCUGUCUGGCCAGAACAGGCCCUGGUAAAGUUUGGACAGUCCCUAAUGGUCAACUGCAGCACUACCUGUCCCAACCCAGGACCUAGUGGGAUUGAGACUUUCUUAAAGAAAACCCAGGUGGGCAAAGGGCCUCAGUGGAAGGAGUUUCUCCUGGAGGAUAUCACAGAGAAUUCCAUUCUGCAGUGCUUCUUCUCUUGCGCCGGGAUCCAGAAGGACACAAACCUUGACAUCACCAUGUAUCAGCCACCAGAGCAGGUGACCCUGGAGCUGCAGCCUGCAUGGGUGGCCGUGGAUGAAGUCUUUACAGUGAAGUGCUGUGUGCCCCGUGUAGCACCCCUGGAGAACCUCACCCUUACCCUCCUCCAGGGUAACCAAGAACUAUAUAGAAAGAACUUUAUGAGCCUGGCUGUGGCCACCCAAAGAGCCGAGGUUACCAUCAGGGUCAAAGCGCAAAGGGAGGACGACAGGUGCAAUUUCUCCUGCCGUGCAGAGCUGGACUUGAGUUCACGUGGUGGCGAGCUCUUUCACUCCACUUCAGCCAUGAAGGUGCUCCGGAGCUUUGAAUUCUCUCAGCGCCCGCAAAUCCAGGUCCCUCCACUUUUGGAGGUUGGGAUGGCAGAGACUGUGAGCUGCGAGGUGGCUAGGGUGUUCCCAGCCAAAGAGGUAAUGUUCCACAUGUUCCUGGGAGACCAGGAGCUGAGCCCCUUUCUCUCCUGGGAAGAAGACACAGCAUGGGCCAACGCUACUGUUCGGGCCAUGGAGACUGGGGACCAGGAGCUGUCCUGCCUCGUGUCUCUGGGUCCGAUGGAACAGAAAACAAGAGAGCCAGUGCAUGUCUACAGCUUCCCUCCACCAAUCCUAGAGAUUGAAGAAUUAUACCCAUUGGUAGGGACAGACAUUAAUGUGACCUGCACAGGACAUGUGUUAACAUCAUCCAGCCCUACUCUUUGGCUUCAGGGAGUCCCAGACCUCCCUGCCCCUGGGGAGCCUGCCUGGCUUUUACUUACGACCAGGGAGGAAGAUGAUGGCCGAAAUUUCUCCUGUGAGGCCUCUUUGGAGGUUCAGGGUCAGCAGUUCAUCAAAACCACUACAAUCCAGCUCCAUGUCUUAUAUAAGCCACGGUUAGAGGAAUCUGGUUGCCCUGGCAACCAGACCUGGGUGGAAGGGACGGAGCAGAUGCUUGCCUGCAUCGCAAAGGGAAACCCGACUCCAUCAUUGGCGUGUACCUGGAAUGGAGUGAUCUUCGACCUUGAAGUACCACAGAAGGCCACCCAGAACCACACUGGAAUCUACUGCUGCACAGCUACUAACCAGCUGGGCUCUGUCAGCAAGGACAUUACUCUCAUUGUUCAAGGACUGGAUGAAGGAAACAGCUCCACCAUCUUCAUCAUCAUCAUUGUUGCCCUGGGAAUGGGUGUAAUCACCAUAGCACUGUAUUUGAACUAUCGGCCCUGCAAGAUAGAGAGGAGGAAAUUGCCCUAUAGGCAGAAAGAGAAGGACAAAGAGGAGGAAAACCAGUUUGCUGUUGGACAAGCAGAAAAAUGGAACACACACAGUUGUUAA
Molecule: messenger RNA, 1782 nt
Organism: Rhinolophus ferrumequinum (greater horseshoe bat)
Lineage: Eukaryota; Metazoa; Chordata; Mammalia; Chiroptera; Rhinolophidae
Product: intercellular adhesion molecule 5
Exons: 8
Coding region: 139-1782 (547 amino acids)
Biological process (GO): cell-cell adhesion
Cellular component (GO): membrane
Molecular function (GO): integrin binding
Source: RefSeq, a predicted model, not a curated record